Aspergillus steynii IBT 23096 is the source of this 471-nucleotide messenger RNA. RefSeq lists its product as uncharacterized. The transcript has a single exon. The record is from RefSeq and is a predicted model, not a curated record. The coding region runs from base 141 to 392 and encodes 83 amino acids. NCBI's taxonomy places the organism in Eukaryota, Fungi, Ascomycota, Eurotiomycetes, Eurotiales, Aspergillaceae.
CCCGUUUGGAUUGGCAAAGCAUCGAGGCGAGGAGGACAGCGGAGCGCAGCGAAUGGAAGCCCCGGUCGCAGGCGCCACCGCAGAGGCCAUCACGAAGCAAUAGAUUAAAGAAGGGAAAAUAAUAAUCCAUCACAAUAAUAAUGACCCCUCUCGAGCAAGGACCCAACCUGACCUCCUCUUUCGGGGCGACCUAUCACAUGAUGCAACGGGCAGAUCCCGGAAUGAGUUGGAUUUGGUCUGAGUUGUCCCAAGCCUCUUCUCCUCCCUCCCGGCGCCUAAAUCCUGUCCCCUUCGAUCUCCUGUCAUUCCCGCCCUUGGAUGGCCUCGCAUGGCCUCUCUCUAGAUUCGGUCCUCCGUCCUUGCGCAUUGUCGCCCUUCCGCCCUCCUUAUGAUGUCCUGCGUCGACCGCAUUCUCCGCUGCGUUCGCGAGCUCGCGUCACUGUGACCUCUCGCAGCCUGACUGCAAUACAC